AUGAGCUCGUAUCAUCAUGGAGCCUCUCUUGGCCAGGAAUAUCCAGCGCCUUCGCUGCCGACUCCAAGGCAUAUUCGUCUAGUAUCGUUGCUUCCCGGUAGCGAUGAUACGAUUAUUUGUGAGCUCAUCACGGCGGGCUUGAAUUCCGCUCCCCACUACGAAGCUUUAUCAUAUACCUGGGGCAACCCUCUGGAUCGCCGAACUAUAUACAUCAAGACGACGGAACUCGGGGACGCAACGGAAUUCCAGGUCCCAUCAAACUGUUUCUCUGCUCUACGGUGCCUACGACUGGCCGAUCGACCGCGCAUUCUUUGGAUCGAUGCAGUGAGCAUUGACCAGCAUAAUUUCCCUGAGAGAAACCAGCAGGUUACCCUCAUGUCCCAGAUUUACUCUAGAGCAGCGCAAGUCAUCAUCUACCUUGGCGAAUCCGAUGACGGCUGUGAUUUGGCAAUUGAGUUCAUCGUUGAGCCGGACAACCCGGAUCCAGAGACAACGGCAUCGCUCAGUUAUCCCAAGUCAGAGCCAUUACUUCUGGCCCUGAAAAGCUUCUUCAGCCGACCGUGGUUCAGCAGAGUUUGGGUGAUCCAAGAGGCCACACCCUCACACAAAGCUACAGUCUACUGCGGCGACAAGGUGUUUUCCUGGUUUGCAGUAAAAAAUUUCCAACAAUGGAACGUGAGCCAGAAAUGGUUGAAGCAGCUCCCAUUCGUCGUGACUUCUUCAAGAAAAUCUCUGACAGAAUGGACCUCUAGAAAGACGAUGCUCAAUGCUCUCAUUGAAACAAGAUACUGCGCGGCAACGGACCCACGCGACAAGGUGUACAGCUUGCUGCCGCUUCUGCAUGCUCUUGACCAAGAGCUCAAUCUCACAUCGCAAUAUGAAGACUCGGUGGCUAAAGUCUAUACAGAUUGUGCAGCAGCUCUGAUGUUGCCGUGGCAGUUUGAGCUGGUGUUGUGUGCCGUACAGGGCGGAUCGAAUCACAACGACCUGCCGUCUUGGGUACCAGAUUGGAGUAACGAGCCCAGACGAACGAUUAUUGGAGAGAAUGAAGACAUUGAACAUGACAGCGCUUGGACUUCUAAGGGUGUCUCGGGAUACUCCAUGCGAUUAACUUUAUCACCGCCAGAGCCAGCGCUACACAUGACAGGCUAUCCAUGCGGCAAGGUAGCGAAAAUGGGAUCCGCGUACCUUGCCGGUCAAGGCCCAUUUCCGCUAGAUGAAUGGAGGGCUUUAUUGGGCAAGGAGCCUACACAAUCUUUGGAUGCUCACCCAAAUGAGGCUUCUUACGCCGUUGAGGGUUUCUACGCAGUCAUAUGUGCUCGCGAUGUUGCUUACCCUUCGGCUAUUCAUGGAUUUGUGGAAGGGGAUAAGGCAUCAGUCUGGGAAGCUCUUGUUCGUCAAGCAUUGCUUGAAAAAGCGAAUGGGAGUCCAUCAGGCAACAACGGUACUUUGUCUUUUCGAGAUAUCCUUUUUCAUCAAGCAGGCAAGGGUAUGUUUCCGAGCUACAAGGUCUAUGUUCAGAUGAUCUUGCAAAACUGCCACUCGCGUCGCGUCUUCGUUACGGACACCGGGUUUAUGGGACUGGGUCCGGAGGAGACUUGUAUUGGGGACGACGUCUAUGCAGGUGUCGGAGACAAGAUACCGUUCGUGCUCCGAGAGGUUGACAGCGGUUCUAAGCAGCAGGGGACGAGUCGGUUUCGACUUGUUGGAGAGUGCUAUUUGGAGAGCAGAACGUGGAGGGAACUUGAAAGCGAGCCAGAGUAUUUCGACAUUAUAUAG
Molecule: messenger RNA, 1779 nt
Organism: Trichoderma aggressivum f. europaeum
Lineage: Eukaryota; Fungi; Ascomycota; Sordariomycetes; Hypocreales; Hypocreaceae
Exons: 1
Coding region: 1-1779 (592 amino acids)
Source: RefSeq, a predicted model, not a curated record